Messenger RNA from Anopheles nili, 850 nucleotides. RefSeq lists its product as uncharacterized. The record is from RefSeq and is a predicted model, not a curated record. NCBI's taxonomy places the organism in Eukaryota, Metazoa, Arthropoda, Insecta, Diptera, Culicidae. The coding region runs from base 217 to 723 and encodes 168 amino acids. The transcript is spliced from 3 exons.
CUCGUUGAUGCGUAGAAUGGACAGUUCUCGUCCAGCGGGUGAAAAUCGCCAAACCCUGUGAACUGUGUCUUUUUUGUGUUUAGCUAGCUGUGAAGGGAAAAUAGUGAUACAUUUCGCUACCCAUUAGGCAGCCAGCGCGUGUGUUGGAAUGUGACUCUUCAGUGCACGCUACUGAGAGAGAGAGCUUAAAACCGUGCACACUAAAUAUUCAAUAUAAUGUACAUCAAGUCUGGCCACCGUUUCCUCAGUGAUAAAGGUCAAAUAAUUUUUCCCGGACCACCGACUCGUUCGCCAGCGCUGUACUAUACGCCAAGCACGUCUACUACGACGACCACAACCACAACGACGAUGGCUUCCUUGCCGGAAUCAGGAGUUAGUGAUGAGAAUGGCAACUACAUUGUGCCCGAUAUGUGGCAGAGUAAAUCGACUUCCGGAUCAGAUAUGCUUUCCGAUAAGAUACAGAUGUUUUACAUCUACAUAACUGUUACGAUAACUUCCGUCUUCAUAAUAGUAAUAUUGGGCAUCUUUGGAUACAUGUGCUACAAGAGGAAAGGAUUUCAGAAUAUUGAAGGACCACAAUCACCCAUAGAGACGACUAGGCGAAGAAGCAGUACCCACAGAUCAACUCGUCGAUAUUCGCGUAAUAUGUCCAAAGAACGAGAGGCUUCAAUCGUACCGCCUGCACCAACAGAGGACAAUCCGGGGCAAACGUUACUACGAUGAACAGUUCCUGAAUUUCUGAUAACCGGCCGUCUUUACACGGGGUCGUAUUUUAAAGGUUUCGUACUAUGUACAAAAGAAGAGCAACGUUAACAAAGUUACUUAUUUGAUUAAAUAAACUAAUAACGAU